UUGCCCUCCCGCCUCUUUAAACUGUUCUCCCACCCUCUCCCCCCCCCCUUGUCCUUUGUCUUCCUUCUCCUCAAUGGGCUCCUCGGAUCGAUCCAAGAAGAGAACCCACCUAUGGAAGAAGGCGCUCCUCCACUUCGCCUUGUGCUUCGUGACCGGCUUCUUCACCGGCUUCGCCCCGACCAGCACCGCCUCCCUCUUCUCCCGCCACGACGCCUCCAUUCGGCCUGCGACCGCUGACUCCUUCAACCGGAGCCUGAUGGCCGAGAUACCCGCCGAGACGCCUGCCGCGAGCGAGCGGCUCGGACCUGCGACCGCUCACUCCUCUGUCAACCGGAGCCUGAUGGUCGAGACACCCGCCGAGACGCCGGCCGCGAGCGAGCGGCUCGAGCGAGGGUCCGAGAGGCAGCUGAUCGUGGUCACCACGACCCAGUCCGGCGACCGCCUGCAGGGGCCGCUCCUGAGGAGGCUGGCCGACACGUUGAAGCUGGUGCCGCCACCGCUGCUCUGGGUCGUCGUCCAGGCCCGCGCCGCCGCGCCCGAGACCGCCGAGGUGCUGAGGAGGACCGGCGUCGUGUACAGGCACUUGACCUUCGACGCGAACUUCACCGACCCGGCGGCGGAGGCCGACCACCAGAGGAACGUGGCCCUGAACCACAUUGAGUAUCACCGGCUCACCGGGAUCGUCCACUUCGCAGGCGCCUCCAACGUCUACGAUCUCCGGUUCUUCCAGGAGAUGAGACAGAUCGAGGGAUUUGGGGCAUGGCCAGUGGCGCUGGUAUCAGCAAACAGGAAGAGAGUGGUGGUGGAGGGGCCGAUCUGCAACUCCUCCAAGGUCGUGGGGUGGCUCUUCAGGGACUUGGCUAGUGACAAGAUUGGUCUCGGUAGUCUCCUGACUGAUGCUGACAUGAAAGCGAAGCCUCCAAGGAUCAACAUCUCAGGCUUUGCCUUCAACAGCUCCAUACUGUGGGAUCCUGAGAGAUGGGGCCGAGCCACCUCUGUGCCGGACACAUCCCAGGACUCGAUCAAAUUCGUCCGAGAGGUGCUACUAGAAGAUGAGACCAAGUUGAAGGGCAUUCCUGCUGAUUGCUCCAAGAUCAUGCUGUGGCAUCUCUACAUUCCAAGAGCCACCAAUCUGCCCUCCCACCACCAAAUCCAGAAUGCAAGCAGAUGAGGAGAAGAAAGAUAAGUCAUGUAAAUGGAGAGAGAGAUUCAUUGUUACUUUUGCCAAUUUUGGAGGAGGAAAUUAGCCAUCUUCCAAACUACUA
Musa acuminata AAA Group (dessert banana) is the source of this 1265-nucleotide messenger RNA. Its product is annotated as beta-1,4-xylosyltransferase IRX9-like. Gene Ontology annotation, biological process: glucuronoxylan biosynthetic process; plant-type secondary cell wall biogenesis. The record is from RefSeq and is a predicted model, not a curated record. The transcript has 3 exons. The coding region runs from base 74 to 1171 and encodes 365 amino acids. NCBI's taxonomy places the organism in Eukaryota, Viridiplantae, Streptophyta, Magnoliopsida, Zingiberales, Musaceae. Gene Ontology annotation, molecular function: galactosylgalactosylxylosylprotein 3-beta-glucuronosyltransferase activity; xylosyltransferase activity. Gene Ontology annotation, cellular component: Golgi membrane.